AUGUCCGACAGCAAGCACGAGGUCUCGCAGACCGAGAACGGCGCCCCCAUCAAGCGCGGCAAGAAGCGCGCCUGCAUCAACCACUGCAAGCGCUUCUGGUGGCUUCACCUCAUCAUCUUCUGCUGCAUCACGGUCCUCGUCGUGUGCCUUGUCAUCUUCGUUGGCGUGCCCAACAUUGGUCAGUCCAAGGUCAACGCCGCCAAGCUGGAGAUCCAGGGCGUCAACGUGCUCGACUCCACGCCCGACCAGUACUUGAUGCAGAUCAACUCUACCAUUGAGACCGAUGGCACCGUUCACGCCGACAUCGACCCCUUCGAGGGCAAGAUGUACCUCGACGACGUCAAGGACGCCCCGGCCUUCGCCACGCUCCAGUUCCCCCCCACCAACGCCGACAAGCACCAGAACGUCAACAUCAGCCAGACGGUCAAGGUUGACGACCUGGAGGCCUUCAAGCAGUUCAACAUCGCCUUCUUCAAGAGCCAGAACCUGACCGUCCGCAUCGCUGGCAAGACCAAGAUUCAGCCCGCCGGCCUCAACCGCAAGUACGACGUCGACUUCACCAAGUACCAGACCAUCAACGGCCUGAACCUGCUCCAGGGCACCAAGGUCAAGGAUGCCAAGGUCAACCUGACUGCCCUGACGGGUGAGAACUUCAAGGGUGUUGCUGAGAUCACCAACCCCUCUCACUUCACUCUCGACCUUGGCAACGUCACUUUUGCCAACUUCGCCGCCGACCAGAACGUUGGCAACCUCACCAUCAACAACCUUCUCCUUGUCCCCGGCCUGAACCGGGUCAACAUCACCGCCGCCUUGAACCAGACUGGCGUUCUCUCCGCCCUGAACCUGAAGCCCGCCUGCGAGACUGGUGUUGUUCCCUUCAAGCUGUUGGGCGUCGACGUCGUCAACCAUGGCAAGCAGAUUCCGUACUUCCUCGCCGCUCUGGGCAGCGCCAACCAGACCGUGGACAUCAACAUUGCGGAGAUCCUCGGCCUCACGGUGCCUGCUUGCCACUAA
Molecule: messenger RNA, 1014 nt
Organism: Purpureocillium lilacinum
Lineage: Eukaryota; Fungi; Ascomycota; Sordariomycetes; Hypocreales; Ophiocordycipitaceae
Cellular component (GO): fungal-type vacuole membrane
Source: RefSeq, a predicted model, not a curated record